Messenger RNA from Talaromyces marneffei, 1065 nucleotides. RefSeq lists its product as uncharacterized. Gene Ontology annotation, molecular function: zinc ion binding; hydrolase activity. Bases 1 to 1065 code for a protein of 354 amino acids. The record is from RefSeq and is a predicted model, not a curated record. The transcript has 7 exons. NCBI's taxonomy places the organism in Eukaryota, Fungi, Ascomycota, Eurotiomycetes, Eurotiales, Trichocomaceae.
AUGCUGAUCGGUAUAUGCGGUGGCAUAUGCGCAGGAAAACAUGCCAUCGCCGAGUAUCUUAUCCGCGAGCAAGGGUUUGAGCUCCUGCAAUUAGCAAACAAAAACCCGCUACAUAUAUCAAAUGAACCGAAAGAUCCAGUACGCCUAGAAGACUCCGAGAGGGGGGUCUUGCCGAGUCGUAAAGACGAACCAAUUUUCGAUACCGUCGAUUCGUUACUCGAGUUCGUCACAAAACAAUGGACAGGUCGCUGGGUGACGACGGAUAUCUGGGAUCACACAGCCUUAGACAGACUCCUCCAACGGCCAUUCUUCUUGCUCGUGAGUGUAGAUGCUCCGGUCAGCUUGAGAUGGCAACGGUUUCGAGAUAGAUGUACGCGCCAGAAAUUAAACCCACCAGAUCUUGAGGAAUUUGUCAUGUGGAACGACAGACAUCUAUACGACAGAGAAAUCGGCAGAGCCUAUCUCACAGAUAGAGCACAGGUCCGCUUAUUCAACGCUUCGUCAUCAUUAGAAGAGCUAUACGCAGCACUGAAGAACCUAGAUUUAUCGAACGAUGAGCGUCUACGACCGACGUGGGAUCAGUACUUUAUGCAACUGGCAUCACUAGCCGCACAGAGAAGUAAUUGCAUGAAGCGACGUGUAGGAUGUGUCAUUGUUAGAGACCGACGCGUUAUCAGCACUGGAUACAAUGGAACCCCACGCAACAUAACGAACUGUAAUGAGGGAGGAUGCCCUCGAUGCAAUCGUGGUGAGGGUGGAGGCGCCGGCCUGUCGACAUGCCUGUGUAUCCACGCCGAGGAGAACGCACUGCUGGAGGCUGGUAGGGAAAGAAUUAGAGAAGGCGCAAUCUUAUAUUGUGAUACGUGUCCUUGUCUGACAUGUACUGUCAAGAUAGCGCAAGUCGGCAUCUCCGAAGUCGUGUACUCGAAGAGCUACAACAUGGAUAAAGAGAGCGCGGCAAUUCUCAAAGCUGCUGGUGUCCAGCUCCGCCAAUUUUCUCCGCCCCCAAAUGGACUAACAUAUCUUCAACACCCUGGGCAGUCUAAGACACUGCCUAUUUUGUAA